Molecule: messenger RNA, 1250 nt
Organism: Tricharina praecox
Lineage: Eukaryota; Fungi; Ascomycota; Pezizomycetes; Pezizales; Pyronemataceae
Product: Alpha/Beta hydrolase protein
Exons: 2
Coding region: 107-1039 (310 amino acids)
Cellular component (GO): membrane
Molecular function (GO): lipase activity
Source: RefSeq, a predicted model, not a curated record
GGGUUCCGGACCUGCAUGCGUUAAAAAGGCAUAGAAACAGCUGCCACGACGGCCUCUUCACCCACGGCGACGCUCCGGAAAGAAAGAAAGAAAUAAAGAAAGAAUUAUGACGGCCACGACCGAAGAAUCCACCUUCAAGCUCAGCGACGGCGUCGAAGUGUACACCAAGACGUGGAAGUCGCCGACCGCACCCAUAGCGCAAGCCUUCUUCCUGCACGGCUUCUCGGACCACAGCAACGCGUAUUUCUCGUUCCCGGAAACCCUCGCGCAGUCCGGAAUCGAGCUCUUCUCGUUCGACCAGCGAGGCUGGGGGCGUAGCUGCGGCUCCAACACCUCGCAAUGGGGGGUGAGCGGGGACACGCGGCAGCUGCUGGCGGACAUCGACGAGCUGCUGCUGGUGCGCCUGUCGGCGCACCCCGGCCUCCCGCUCUUCCUGCUCUCGCACUCGAUGGGCGGUGGCACGGCGCUCACCUACGCGCACAGGGGCGCCCACCGCAACAGCCUCGCCGGCGUCGUCGCCUGGAGCCCCAUGAUCGAUUUCGCGGCCGGGGCGCGGCCCGCGGCCGUCGUGCUUGCGGCGGGCAGGCUCGCCGCUAGGGUCUUCCCCGGGCGACAGUUGCUCAAUAAGCUCGAUGCUGCGGCCAUGAGCAGGGACACGGAGGCGUGUAGGGUCUUUGCGGACGAUCCGCUAUGUCACGAUACGGGCACGCUGCUCGGCAUCGUCGAGAUGCUGGACCGCGGGAAACAGCUGCAGGAUCGCGAGGUGGCCGCGAGUUUUCCGAGGAGCUUGCCCGUGCUGGUCGCGCAUGGUACCGCGGAUAGGGUCACGGAUUGCGAGGCCAGCAGGAGGUUCGUCGAUAUGUUGCAGGUCGACGAUAAGGCGUUCAAGGUGUACGAUGGCUGGUACCAUAAGCUGCAUGCGGAGCCCGGCGAAGAUAGGGUUGUGUUUGCGAACGACGUGGUGGACUGGAUCAAGGCGAGAUGCUCUACGCCGACGGCCGCGGAUAAACAGGCGGACGAGCCGUCGUCGAAGCUUUGAUAUACUCUAUCAUAUGGCUUGUUGUGAUGAUAUGACGGGCGUUUUCUUUUCUUUUUUUUUGUUAUUCAUGUUUUUUCUUCCUGUAUGAUGUAUCCUAUGCUAUGAGUACCCUAUGCACGAAGUAUGUAUGAAUGUUCCCACUCUACUUUCUUCUAUCCAUCCAUCCAUCCAUCCGACGACGAGCCCCAUUAAUCCAAUCUUUUUUGAUACC